Molecule: messenger RNA, 657 nt
Organism: Morchella sextelata
Lineage: Eukaryota; Fungi; Ascomycota; Pezizomycetes; Pezizales; Morchellaceae
Exons: 6
Coding region: 1-657 (218 amino acids)
Cellular component (GO): mitochondrion
Source: RefSeq, a predicted model, not a curated record
AUGGGACGGUUGUAUUGGCAAGGUGGAACAACCCACACAGCUUCUGUAGGUAUCAGAUCAAGCCGUGGUAGGUGCUGCCCGCAUAUAGAGAGAACAAAGAUUCGUACUAUCAUAAUCUCCACUCCAUCAAAGCAAUCUUCAAAAGAGAUGCUUGCCCAAAGGCUUUCUCUUUCCCGGGCACUUGCCCACCGUCCAAUUCUCCCCCGCCCCAUCCCUACUACAUACAUCGGAGUACGGUCAUUCCGCGCUGGUUUCCCGAGGCUUCCCGAGGAACCCGAUAAUUCCCCAGUUUACACCGAAGCCAAUGAUCCCGAGAUGAACGGCGGAUACGUCAACCCAAUUCCGCAAAAGCGCCAAUUCAGAGACCCUUACGGUGACUGGUGGGACAAGCAAGGUCGCCGCAACUACGGGGAACCACUUCAUGAAGACGACGACAUCCUUGGCCGUUUCACUCCCGAGGAGUACACUUGGACUACGCCUCAGAAAGGCAUGGUCAUGAUCGGAACCUUUGUACUCGCUGUGUUUGGCCUCUGUGGUGCUGUCUACAGUGUCUAUCCAGAUAAACCUGCCGUUCCCAGGAGGUUCCCACAUGGAGGUUUGGUGGAUGCUCUUGGUGGCCCUGGGGCGCUACCAGCUUUGUCGGAUAGCGAUGAGUAG